GUAGCUAUCCAUCCAUCUAAACGACAAAAGAUGAAUUUCUCAAUUUUGACUUUGCGUACCAAAUCAUUCCCCGGAGAAAAUGGAUACUAGAAGGGGAAUGAUUUACCUUAUAUGUAUGAACAGAUAUGUUAAUAAACAGAGGCAUUCAGUCCUCUCGAACAUUUAGGAGCAGAGUCGCAAGCUGUGCUUUGAAGCAAAAGCCAGCGGACAAUGUUCUCAGAGUAAGCCAUCACCAACACUACAACCUCUAUCACAUCCAAGAAGAAAGACUCGAGCAACAAACAUGGCAUUACUGUGAAAUAGCGAUCAUGUGCCGUGGAGACGGCGAGUGCAGACCACUUGGGAUUGAUCUGAUUGACUUCUGUCUUGGGAUUUGUGCAAACCGUUGCAUAUGUCAUUGCUGUCUGUGCGUGACAAUAAUAGUGGAGCUGGCUCUGGAGCUGAUCAAGGCAAGGCACCCAUUCAUGUCAUGGAGUGGUUCACUUCUCAGAUCCCCUGUUGAUUCAUUUCCAUGGUCUCUCUGUUUAUUGGUUUUGCCUUCCUCCUUUUAUUCUCUUGAUGUUUGAUCAGGAGAAGUAAAUGAAGGACUGUAAGUCUGGAACUCCCUGAACUGCGAUAACACAACCAGGAGAAGACACAGUGAGAAUUAGGCUCUGCAAGAUCAAAACUUCCAUUCUCUGA
Messenger RNA from Tripterygium wilfordii, 681 nucleotides. RefSeq lists its product as uncharacterized. The record is from RefSeq and is a predicted model, not a curated record. Lineage: Eukaryota; Viridiplantae; Streptophyta; Magnoliopsida; Celastrales; Celastraceae. The transcript is spliced from 2 exons. The coding region runs from base 126 to 566 and encodes 146 amino acids.